Molecule: messenger RNA, 1086 nt
Organism: Musa acuminata AAA Group (dessert banana)
Lineage: Eukaryota; Viridiplantae; Streptophyta; Magnoliopsida; Zingiberales; Musaceae
Product: transmembrane 9 superfamily member 8
Biological process (GO): protein localization to membrane
Cellular component (GO): membrane
Source: RefSeq, a predicted model, not a curated record
AUGGAGAAAUGUAUAUGUGGUUUUUUUUUUCUUAUUAUUAUUUCUGGUCUGUUCGAAUCCAAAGCGUCAGAGUUACGGCCGUAUCAAAGUCAAUUAUUCCUCUCCGCCAUGGUGGCUAUGAUCAUGCUGCGAACACUGUACAGAGAUGCCUCCAAGUACAACCAGCUUGAAACCCAAGAAGCCCAAGAAGUGAUAGGGUGGAAGCUAGUUCAUGGGGAUGUAUUCAGGGCUCCAACCAACUCAGAUUUGUUGUGCGUAUAUGUUGGAACAGGUGUUCAGUUCUUUGGUAUGCUACUGGUGACCAUGAUUUUUGCAGUUCUCGGCUUCCUCUCUCCAUCAAACAGAGGGGGACUGUUUGGCAGCUAUUCUCCUACUUUGGGUCUUUAUCGGUUGACGGCAUUCACUUUUCCUUGUAUCGUUUCAGCUAUCUUCUUCAUCUUGAAUGCUCACUUGGGCUUGAUAAAUUGAGAAAAUUUCUCAUCUGAUAAGCUGUCCCCUUUAAUAUUUGCUCUUGUACUACUUUGGUUUGGUAUAUCCGUGCCCGUGUUUGUUGGAAGCUAUGUUGGUUUCAAGAAGCCUGCAAUCGAGGAUCCCGCGAAGCCGAACAAGAUUCCCAGGCAGAUACCAGAACAGGCUUGGUACAUGAACAGGCCAAUUUUCUCGAUACUAAAUGGUGGCAUUCUCCCUUUUGGAGCUGUUUUCAUUGAGCUCUUCUUCAUCCUUACAUCAAUCUGGCUUAAUCAGUUCUACCACUUCUUCGGGUUCCUCUUCGUUGUCUUUAUCAUUCUCAUUAUCACCUGUGCGGAGAUCACAAUCGUCCUAUGCUAUUUCCAGCUGUGCAGUGAGGAUUAUUUGUGGUGGUGGAGAUCCUACCUGACGUCUGGAUCUUCUGCUCUUCAUCUUUUCCACUAUGCAACCUUCUACUUCUUCACAAAUCUGGAGAUUACCAAGCCAGCCUCUGGAAUUCUGUACUUGGGAUAUAUGUUGAUUGCUUCUUAUGCCUUCUUUGUGCUGACAGGCACAAUUGGCUUCUGUGCAUGCGUCUGGUUUACUAGGUUGAUUUAGUCAUCAGUGAAGAUAGACUGA